Molecule: messenger RNA, 1854 nt
Organism: Talaromyces stipitatus ATCC 10500
Lineage: Eukaryota; Fungi; Ascomycota; Eurotiomycetes; Eurotiales; Trichocomaceae
Product: arginine permease, putative
Exons: 18
Coding region: 1-1854 (617 amino acids)
Biological process (GO): amino acid transmembrane transport
Cellular component (GO): membrane
Molecular function (GO): amino acid transmembrane transporter activity
Source: RefSeq, a predicted model, not a curated record
AUGAUCUACGAAAAGAGAAGCGAAACUGCAGCUGGCAAUGUUGAAGAGACUCCGGUUUCCACGGGCACUGUGAAGGAGACCUACAAUGUCGACGUUGUAUCGGCUAAUGAUCAUAGUCUGCAGAGAAAGCUGAAGCCUCGUCAUAUGCAAAUGAUUACAAUUGGUGGUGUGAUUGGUACCGGUCUCUUUCUAGGCACAGGAGGUAAUUUGGAGAAUGGAGGUCCUGCAGGUCUUCUCAUUGCUUACUGCAUCAUGGCCUCUCUGCUCUUUUCGGUCAUGGUCGCAUUGGGCGAAAUGGUGUCACAAUUCCCUAUACCUGGCGGUCAAUUCGCUCUUGCUGAUCGCUUCGUAUCUCGGGAACUGGGCUUUGCUAUGGGAAUUCUUUAUUGGUACAAAUACUCAAAUCAUGCAGUUGUACUUCCAGCGGAGAUUUCAGCAGCCGCUGUUCUUGUCUCAUACUGGACUCCCGCAGGAGAUGUCAAUUCAACUUGCACGGCCGGUAUUUGCAACAAUGCAUUGUGGGUAGCUCUGAUGCUUCUAGUAGUGUGGGCGGUUAACGCAGCUGGGACACGAGUCUUUGGGGAGAUGGAGUUCUGGUUUUGUUCAAUCAAGGUCAUAACAAUCAUUGGCCUCAUCAUCACUGGUAUUAUCAUCACUGCCGGCGGGGGUCCUAAUCAUGAAGCGAUUGGGUUCCGAUACUGGAAUCAAACCGGAGGGUUUGUACAGUAUGAAGGAAUUGAGGGGGCCAAGGGUCGUUUCCUUGGAUUCUUCAGCGUUCUUAUCCAAGCUGCAUUUGCCUUUAUUGGAACCGAGAUCACGGCUAUUGCAUCCGCAGAAACGGCGAACCCCCAGAAGAACGUGCCCCGUGCCAUCAAAGCAGUCUGGAUACGGCUUGUGUUAUUCUACGUUUGCAGCGCUUUCGUGAUUGGGCUAUUAGUCUCUCCAUCAGACCCUUCUCUUGAUCUCUCUUCUACUGCAGCAAAGAGCCCAUUUGUGAUCGCUAUCAAAAAUGCCGGGAUACCAGCUUUACCAUCUAUUAUCAAUGCAGCCAUCCUCACCAGCGCCUGGUCGUCUGGAUGUGCUGAUCUUUUCGUUUCAUCCCGGACUCUUUACGGCCUUGCUGCCCGUGGUCAUGCCCCGAAGAUUUUCUUGAAAACUCGGAGAGAUGGUCUCCCAUGGGUCAGUGUUAUCUUCUGUGGGGCCUUUUCAUUAUUGUCUUUCAUGGCAGCAUCCAAGGGUAAAGCAGGCACUGCAUUCGGCUACUUCUCAAAUAUGACAGCAAUUUGUGGCAUGAUAUCAUGGACGUGCAUUCUCUGGACAAGUAUUCGGUGGCAUAACGGACUUAAAAUCCAUGGAAUCGAUCGAAAGACUCUUGCCUACCGGGCGCCUCUCCAGCCCUAUCUCUCAUACUAUGGCAUGUUCAUAUGCAUCAUGGUGAUAAUCUUUGGUGGUUUCGGAUCUUUUAUCCACAAAUUCGACACAUCUUCUUUUAUCACGACUUACUUCCCCAUACCGUUCUUCGCAGUGCUUUUCUUUGCUUACAAGUUGUGGAACAAGUCUAAAAUCAUCAAAUAUGUAGAUAUGGACUUUGUCAGUGGCUCGUCUGUGGAUAUUCCAGAGGAGAGAGGAUCUGAUGAUGUUCUGAGUCUCGGAACUCGAAGACAUAGUUUGACAAAUGAGACUGCUGAAAUGCUAUCAAGUUUACCAACUUCGAAACCCAUGUUGGUGUUGGCUGGCUACGAUGCCCCAAGCCUUGGCAGAACAGCUUUAGCUUUCUUCGAUUUUCUACCUUUAGUUAAUACUUUGGCUAUGCCCACUUUAAGAACGAGACUUCACUUGAAGAUACACAUGUAG